Messenger RNA from Cyanidioschyzon merolae strain 10D, 768 nucleotides. RefSeq lists its product as hypothetical. Gene Ontology annotation, molecular function: S-adenosylmethionine-dependent methyltransferase activity; protein methyltransferase activity. Gene Ontology annotation, cellular component: eRF1 methyltransferase complex. The transcript has a single exon. The coding region runs from base 1 to 768 and encodes 255 amino acids. Lineage: Eukaryota; Rhodophyta; Bangiophyceae; Cyanidiales; Cyanidiaceae. The record is from RefSeq and is a predicted model, not a curated record.
AUGGAUGAAAUUAGCUACCCGCCGUCAGAGGAUACCUAUCUUUUGAUCGACGGCUGUCGGAGCUGGUUUCAGGAGCACGGAAUCCGAGCAGCACACCCGAGAACGCGACCUGUGCUCGUCCUCGAAGUCGGGUGUGCGGCUGCUUUCGUCUUGGAAGCGCUAGCGACUGAUGUUGCUUGGCUGGACGGUCCUCAGGCGUCUUCGCACGCUGAAAACUGCGGGCUCUUGCCACUGCUUCCGUUUUUCAUCGGCAGCGACGUCAACCUGGCGGCACUGUACCAGGCCCAGCGGCGACUCGCUGCGACCCUUCCCAUUGAUCUCGUCUGCGGCAGCCUUAUGACUGCAUUGCGAGCAGAUGUUUUCGAUUUGGUGCUUUUUAAUUCUCCAUACGUGGAGACCAGCGCAGAUGAGCUCGCAGAAGCCCAACGGUGUCGGGACCUGCGUGCAGCCUGGGCUGGUGGUUGGCUUGGUCUUCAAGUGGCUGCAGCGCUCAUUCGUCAGUUUAUGGUAACGCCAACAGCGGCACUGACAUCCGAGCAUCAUGCGUCUGCAUGGCUGCUUCUUGUGACGCAAGACCGUACCUGGUGGCAUCGAGCGUUUAGCAAUCAGUUUGCGUUUUUCGUAAAGCAACGACGUGCCGGGGACGAGCGCUUGCUCGUGCUGGCGUUAUCGCGCUCGCAGGCGAGUCUCUGGUACAAGUGGAUCUGGCAGGAGUUACGCGCUGUUGACGACAGCGAUCGGAUGAGUGCGCUAGUUGACAUGGAGUAG